AGAAGAGGUUGGGAUUUAAGAAACGCGGAGGAAUUAGGAGGAUUAGAAUCCAGAAUUUUAGUUGUUGGUGCCUUUUAGUUAUUAAGUAUUGUUGAUGUCGUUUUUGCAAGAAAAAUUCUAGAACUUUCCGUUGGGAAACUGUACGCCGGCUCCGGCUCUCUUCUGUUGCUCUCUUCCCGACUUUUUCCCGGGUAUUGUAUCAAUCAUCUCGCUUCACCACUCCUCCCAAAAUUUCCCCCAAUCAGAUUCAAACUUCUUUCAUCGUUUCCUCAUCUGAAAAACCACUUUUCUUUAUCCGCAUCUCAGCUUGAAUUGUACAAAAGCUAAUUGGAGUAACAUAAAGUUUCUAGGUUUCGGUUUAAUUAUUGCUCCGGCUGGUGGAAAUUGAUUGAAUUGCAUUUGCAUGACGAGCGCGUCGGAGCUGUUUCACGCCAGGAGGUCUCGCUUUGGUCGAAGCAGCAGCAGCCUCCUCGACCUUGGAGACGGAGGAGGAGAGGAGCCGCCGCUUGAUUCCUCCUCCUCCUCCUCCCAUCUUCACCGAAUUCCUCACCCUAAUAGUCGUCGCCACCGCGAUCACGUCAAUCACCAUCACGGUACCACUCCUACUACUAGUGUUAAUUCACGACGUCAUCAUCAUAAUCGCCUCGAUAUUGAAGGAUGUGAUCCUCUCCCUCGGCGCCCUCCUCACCCUAGACAUCACCUACCUCAUCGCCACCUUCUUCCUGAUCAUGAAUCAGGUUGGCUGGACCAAGGUAGCAGUCCUUCUGCCUUACGAGAGGUUAACAAUUCUGAAUCUGUGGACGCCUUAAGGGGUGGGCUGAGGUCUGCUGGUAAUGAUAGGCUUCCGGGAACUGUGCUUCUUGCAAGAGAGAGGCUUCUGCAGAGGCUGAGAGGAGUCUCUUUAUCUGCAAAUAGGCAAAGGCACCGGCCUUCAUCAAGCAUUCAUCACAAUGACUUUGCUGUCGAGGAUGAUUUUAGGCUUGCUGAUGUUGGGGACUGGGAUAAUGGAAUUUCCAGAGAGUGGCUAGCUGAAUCAGUUUCCUUCACUGACAUCCUUUCCACAGAAAAGUCCGAGAGACCUCCAGGACUCACUCAAGAGGCUCUAGACAGUUUGAAAGUUGAGAUAUUCAGUAAAUCUGAUAACAGUGAUGGAGAGGUAACGGCAAGGCGAUUAGAGGAUUGUAGCAUAUGUCUUGAGAGCUUCCUGGAGGGAGAUAAGCUGAUAUUUUUAACUUGUGGGCAUAGGUUCCACUUCUGCUGCUUGGAUCCCUGGGUGCGGAUCUGUGGGGACUGCCCUAAUUGUCGAAAAGCUGUUGUAAUUACUGGUCGUAGAGCCAAAGAAUGAGUGUAAUCUGUUGCCUAUUAACUUGAUCUCAUACCAUGGUUAAGUUUUGGAUGACGGGAUAGGUCAGAGCCGUUGCUUCAUCUUGGAAGUGACUAAAUGGAAUCCGGUGUUCCAGGAUGCUAACUAAUCAGUCCUUACUAUCUUCCCAUUUGCCAGUAAUGUCAGCUGGAGAUUUUUGUUUGUGCCUGUGAGCUGCCAUUAUGCCUCCUGUGUAUCAAGUCUCCCUUCCUUUCACCAAGUCUUUCGUCUUCCAUGUGUCUAUGCCAUUACUUGGUGAGUUAACCUGGUUUCAAUUGUCCAAGUAUAUCGAAAGAAUUAAAACUGGGAGCGUAUUAUAUGCGAAUCUUAAUUACUUGUAAUAUCCACGUUGAAAUUUAUCUUUUUGCAAUUAUAAGAAUGAAGCACUUAUCUGGUUU
Coffea arabica (coffee) is the source of this 1761-nucleotide messenger RNA. RefSeq names its product probable E3 ubiquitin-protein ligase RHY1A. Gene Ontology annotation, biological process: ubiquitin-dependent protein catabolic process. NCBI's taxonomy places the organism in Eukaryota, Viridiplantae, Streptophyta, Magnoliopsida, Gentianales, Rubiaceae. Gene Ontology annotation, molecular function: ubiquitin protein ligase activity. Gene Ontology annotation, cellular component: nucleus. The record is from RefSeq and is a predicted model, not a curated record.